Molecule: messenger RNA, 772 nt
Organism: Nicotiana tabacum (common tobacco)
Lineage: Eukaryota; Viridiplantae; Streptophyta; Magnoliopsida; Solanales; Solanaceae
Source: RefSeq, a predicted model, not a curated record
CUUUUCUUCUAUAUAACCAAUAUCAUACAACUAAAACAAAUUCAAGAAAAUAAUUUUGCUUCGAACACGUUUGAAGUAUUGGAGAUAGAUUUUUCAUUUUAGGGUACAAUCGUCCGCCUCAGGGCGUUAAAUAUUAUUGCAUGGUUUUGCAUGGUUUAAGAGAUUAGUCUUUUGAUCGAUCAGAGUCAACGUUAACGUUACGAUUGGUUGAAGAUGGAGCCAGCAAAUCUUAAUAUUUUAAGAGGGAGUAAUAGUUUAAGGGGAAGUUUUAGGGCAAAUAGUAGUUCAAUAUUUUCACGUUCAGCUCGAGAUGAAGAUGAUGAAGAAGCUCUUAAAUGGGCUGCUUUAGAAAAAUUGCCAACUUUUGAUCGUCUGAGAAAAGGUUUAUUGUUUGGAUCAGAAGGUGAUUCUGCUGCUGAAGUUGAUAUAAAUGAUAUUGGACAUCAAGAAAGGAAAUCUUUACUUGAAAGGCUUGUUAAAGUUGCAGAUGAAGAUAAUGAGAAGUUGUUGUUGAAACUCAAGAAUAGAAUUGACACAGUUGGGAUUGAUAUGCCAUCAAUAGAAGUAAGAUAUGAGAAUCUAACUAUUGAGGCAGAUGCAUAUGUAGGAAGCAGAGCUUUGCCUACUUUUAUCAACUUCAUUACCAACUUCUUUGAGACUGUUGAAUUCUCUUCACAUUCUACCAAGUAAAAAGAGACAAAUUACAAUACUCAAAGAUAUAAGUGGAAUGAUUAAGCCAUGCAGAUUAACUCUGCUUUUGGGACCUCCAAGC